This is a messenger RNA of Dovyalis caffra, 978 nucleotides long. Lineage: Eukaryota; Viridiplantae; Streptophyta; Magnoliopsida; Malpighiales; Salicaceae. The record is from the annotation of a GenBank genome assembly.
AUGGAAGUAGCCGGAUGCAGCAUCAGCUGGUUCAAUACAGUAUCCUAUGUUUUAUGCAUUAGAAACUUUCCAACCAACAGAUCGCUUGCUUUAUCUCUCACUGUCAGUUUUAACGGUGUUGGUGCUGCUCUCUAUACUCUCAUGGCCAAUGCAACAAACCCCGCAGAUGACACUCCACUACUUCCUAUCCACCGCCAAACACCUUUGCUGAAACUCUCCACAGGUGUCAAUCGACGUGACAUUUUUGCUGUUGUCACUGGCCUAUAUCUCCUCAUGAAUUCACAAUCUUCUAUUGUAUCAAGGGCACGUAUACUUCUUGGGGGUUCUAUUCUUCAACGAGUACUUCCCUUGUGCUUGCCUGGGAUUGUUUCUGCUAAGGACUGGGCUACGCAAACCAUCCAAACGAGUUUUUCUCUUGAUCAGUCAGGCUUCAACUUGGCUGACACCGACGACCUUGAUCUUUUCAAAGAACUCAUUGAAGGUGAAAAUGGUACUUCCUUGGGUGGCAAUGCAUAUGUGGUGGAAGAGAAAGAAGGUAGUUUAAGCUGUUUUCAGAAAAUUGGUAGUUUCACCAAUCUAGGCGAAGAGCACCCUGCUCGAUUGAACCUCUCUAGGUGGGAUUUCUGGUUAUACUAUAUUGCAUAUUCUGUGGGAGUGUGGCAGCUGAUCGGGUUCUUGUUUUCAGCAGCUGUGUCAAUCACGUCUGAGCUCUUCGGGCCAAACAGUGCUGGGGCUACAGUAUAUGAUUCCAAUGCAAGAAGGAGCCACUUGCUAGAGACGUUUGGGGACGCAAUUGUGUGCAUGGGUAGGCAGUGCUAUCUGAAGACAUUCAUUUCCUGGGGAUGCAUUUCCCUGAAGUCAAUUAAAUCUUUGCAGAUAGUGAUGGGCUUUGUACCAAGGGUCUCCAUCUCCAUGGUAAAGCAUCUUGCACUCCUUGCCCUUCGCAUAUGUAGAAGCAUUUUAGCUGGAAUCACCUAA